This is a messenger RNA of Nelumbo nucifera (sacred lotus), 4514 nucleotides long. Its product is annotated as dentin sialophosphoprotein-like protein. The record is from RefSeq and is a predicted model, not a curated record. Lineage: Eukaryota; Viridiplantae; Streptophyta; Magnoliopsida; Proteales; Nelumbonaceae.
CUUUAACUCGUCUCCUUCUCCCUCUCUCUCUCCUAUUCUUCUUCCAUCUUCCUUACCUCCGGCGUCCUCCUCCAGAAGCGUGUAUUUGCUAAAGUACGCCCGGUCUCAACAUCUGCAGAGAGGGAGCAAGAAUGUACGGGGGUUCGUCAAAACUCGGUAGAGGUGGAGGAGGCGGUGGUCGGGGUACGAAACGCAUCCACAAUCCCUUCCCUCCGCCGCCUCCCAACCGCCCUGCCGGCGCCGCCGGUGGUCGUCUUACCAUCGGUGGCGCCGGCUCUCGUAACCGCCAAGCCAGCACCACCCCAGCUGCCGCCCCAUCAGCCCCGGAAGAGACCUUCAGCCUUGUCACGGAAAGUCCACUUGCCUUCGCCAUGAUCAUCCGGCUUACCCCCGACAUAGUCGACGAGAUCAAGCGGGUUGAAUCGCAGGGAGGUACUGCCCGAAUCAAAUUCGACUCCAAUACUAACAAUAUGUCUGGAAAUGUUAUUGAUGUAGGUGGUAAGGAGUUUAGAUUUACAUGGUCACAAGAACCAGCAAACCUCUGUGAUAUUUAUGAAGAACGACAAGGUGGUGGGGAUGGAAAUGGUUUGCUUGUUGAAUCUGGGUGUUCAUGGCGCAAACUAAAUGUACAACGUAUUUUGGAUGAAUCUACAAAGAACCAUGUGAAAAUGCGGUCAGAGGAGGCUGAACGUAAACUUAGAUCUCGCAAAAGCAUUGUCUUAGACCAUGGAAACCCGUCUGUAAAGAAUGAAAUGAAGACAUUAGCAGCAGCUGCAGUUGAUGUUAAUUCACGGUGGAUGCCCUUCAAGUCAAAGAAAGAGCCUGCAUUUAAGAAGCGGAAAGUUGAAUCAACUCAAGUUGCAAUGGGUGGUCCUCCUAAAUCUGUAUUCAAACCAGGAUUGUCUUCAACUGCUACUGCUAAGGGCAGGCCAUCAGUUUCACCUGUUCCAUCUCCGCCUGAACAAUUUGCUGCUUCAACAUCUCCCUUGAGAAGUGGAAAUCUUACAAAGGGCCAUACAAGCAUUGAAGGAGCAAUUACACCAGUGAUGAGCAAAGAGAACGCUUCCAACAAUGAGAGAGAAAUCACCCGGAAGGCUGUUCAUGGAGCCACACGAGAAGCAUCAGGAAGUAAAGUGAGUUUAGGAGAUAAACCAAUGGAUUUGCAGAAUACGCUGAUUACUCUACUUAUGGAGAACCCAAAAGGGAUGACCUUAAAGGCCCUGGAGAAAGCAUUUGGAGACACAAUUCCCAAUGCUGCAAGGAAGAUUGAUCCUAUUCUUAAAAGAAUUGCAACUUUUCAAGCUCCAGGAAGAUAUUUGCUAAAACAAGGAGUGGAUUUUGAAACGUUCAAGAAACCUUCAUCUGAAAGUGGAAGUUCCCCUGAGUGCACACAUUCUCCAGACCCAGACUUUCCAGAUAAAAGUGGAACUAAGGAACCAGAGCAGCAAAGCCAAUUGAUCCCAAAAAUAGAAUCAAAUUUGGUGGAGAAAAUUGAUAUUCCACAAAACUCUCCAGAUCUCUUUGGUGAUAAAAAGCUGUCUGACAACAGUGAAGGGCAGGCAGGCAGCUCUAGUGAUAGUGGAAGUGAUAGCGAUAGUGAAAGUGAUAGUAGUGACAGUAGUGACAGCGGAAGCCAGAGUAGAAGCAGAAGCAAAAGCAGAAGCCCAGGAGGAAGUGGGAGUGGGAGCAGCAGUGAUAGUGAAAGUGAUGGUUCUUCUAGCAGCAAGGAGGGAUCUGAUGUUGAUGUCGAUAUUAUGACUAGUGAUGAUGACAAAGAAGUUGAACAUAAAUUGCCAACCCAUGAACCCAUGUUCCCUACCUCCCCCAUUCAAGCAGGAACAUCUAGCCUACCAGGAGAAAAUGGCAUUGUUGAAGCUAAACAGGAUGGGAACAUGUCUGAUGAAGAUAUAACCAUUGAUGAUCAUGAAAAUGAAAUAAUUGAGAUCACUGAUCCAGUUCCUAGCAAAGUGGAGCCAGGAUCUUUAGAAGAGACUAUUCCCUUUCCAGUGUCCCGUGAUAAGAAACAGGAGACCCAACAGUUCUCUCAUUAUGUGCACCAUGAUGAUGAAAGAGAAGGUGCAAUGAAGGAUGACUUGGGGAAUGAGCAGUCUGACAGCUCAGAGAGAAUAUCCAAAGUCAAAUCUAAAAGAGGUUCUGACACAAAGAAUUUCCAUGAGAAAUCUGAAACUGCUGGAAGGGCUAAAGCAGGAGGUUCAUCUCAACCACCAAUCUCCAUGAGGAAUAAGGAGACAGUUUUCUCAGGGAGCCCAAAUGACUCUUCUCCUGAUAGGUUUAGCCAAGCCCCAUAUAAGGACCAAGCUGUAAGGACAACUGAGAGAGUGGGCAGGGAUGGAAAUUUAGAUACUCGCUCACAGAAAGGAUACAACCAAACAACUGGAAGAUCUGUUGUUGACAUCCAAAAGCCAGGUCAAAGAUCUGCUGAUCUUAGUGCCAGGGGGAAGACUCCAGACAUGUCAGAUAAACCCAGCAGAUAUGUUGAGAACUUGGGCCGAGGUGCUAAACUUUCUGAAAAGAGUUCUGCUUUUGCAGAUGAAUCAGAAGUUUCUGUCAUGGGGAGCAUGCGUCCACAUGGAAUUUCCCCCAUAUCGAAAGAUAAAGUUCAUAGAGAAACACAAGGUGGAGACAGUUAUGCCUAUGAGAAAUCACAGACAAAAGGUGGGAAGGAGAGUGGUUAUGGAGACAAAGCCCCAAUGCUCUCUGAUUCACAUUAUAGAAGGCAUGGAGAACAGAUCAGAAARUUCAAGGAUGGGCAUAUGGCAUACUCGCAAAUGGACUCUUCUCCCAAGGAUAACAAUAGAAGUGAUGCGGACAAAUCUCCGGUAGUUAAUGGGAAAAGUAAUAUGCUGAGACGAGAGUAUUCAGACUUGGAGCUGGGUGAACUUCGUGAGCCCAUACCUGGUGAGGAAGCCAAGGGGGUUAAGAAGCAGUUUGAGAGAAAAGGUUCAUUCAAACUAUCAGAUAGUAAACAAAAUGCAUCAGAUAACUGGACUUCAGAUUCAAGUAAAGGAAGAACUGCAGCAAAAGCAAUUCAAGAAUCAAGAAAGCAGUCACCACCAAACAUGAGAGCUAACGUUUUCAAUAACCAAGAUAGCUCAUCUAGGAAGAGGACUCCAGAAGAUGAUAUUGAAUCAAUGAGGCCUCAUCAGAAGGUUGUGCCUUCACAGGCACAGCAGUUUUCCAGAGUAAAUGCUGAUGACUCUGAAGUUGGGUUGCAGUUCAGUAAGACAGUAGACAUGGGUAGUAAGUCUAGGAAGAAUGAGACACCAACGAACCAGGUCAUCGGUGUCGAAGGUUAUGGAAGCACUAAUAAGAAGGCUCCUAUCAGUGUAUCACAGCAGCGUGAUGGUAAAGGUGCAGGCCAGACAUUAGCUCGUGACAUUGUGAAAGAAACUAAAUCCCAAAGAUCUAAUGCUGCAAGUGAUAUCACUGAAAGAAGAAAGGAUGAUUUCUGGCUUGGAACCAAUAAUAGUCACAGGAGGAGAGAAUCUUCUUCUGAUGAGGAUAGUUGUUCUUAUUCCAAGUAUGAAAAAGAUGAACCAGAGCUCAGAGGUCCAAUAAAGGAUUUCUCACAAUACAAGGAAUAUGUGCAAGAGUAUCGUGAGAAAUAUGGUACUUAUUGCUCCUUGAACAAGAGCUUGGAGGCUUACAGGAAUGACUUCCAGAAACUUGGACAUGACCUUGAACUUGCAAGGGGAAGGGAUGUGGAAGGAUAUUAUAACAUCUUGGAGCAAUUAAGAGAAAUGUAUCGUCAGUGUGGAAUGAGACAUAAGCAACUGAAGAAGAUAUUCAUCGUGCUUCAUGAAGAACUGAACCAUCUCAAGCAGAGAAUCAAGGAUUACGCAGAUGCAUAUACAAAAGAUUAAAUUUCCUUAAUUCACUCUAUCACUCCAAAGUUGCAUGUGAAAAUUUCCAUGUCAGCCGACUGUAUAAGGUCUCAAGAUAGGGCUCAAUGGGUUGCUUAAAAACACUUGGCAGAGUUUAAAUUGUUGGUAAUGGAUGGUGUUCUGUCAUGGAGCUUCAUCUAUGGCGAUCUCGUUCAUAACUUCAGGUGCCUACUAGAUCAUGUGUCAGGCGAGAUACAAAAGGACAACCAGUAAACCCAGAAAUCUUGCAGGGGGGAAGGAAACAUUAGAGAAUCAGCAUGGCCACCACUUUCUGCAAUUUGGCAAUUAUGGUCCACCUUUUUGUCACUUCCACAAGGAAAAAAAUGUUUUUUAUUCAUUUCUUCCUUCUGUGUUUUGGCUAUCAAGAUCUCCAUGGUGAGCAUUGAGAAGGUAAAUUUGUAUAAUAUGUAUCCAUAUCAUUGAUACAAGAAUGAUUAUUCAAGUGUACAGGUCCCUAACAGGUUUCUUUAAGCUUUGUUAGUGUAUUUUUCUCAUCGGCCAUUCAGCCCAUUUUCAUUUUGUUUCGUCAUGUCUAAUCAUCUUUUGAUUAGAUCAACAGUAUGGAUCAACAGUAUCAUCAGAGAUCAGUGUGAUUUAAGUUUCUGUUGA